This is a messenger RNA of Manacus vitellinus (golden-collared manakin), 3342 nucleotides long. RefSeq names its product MINDY lysine 48 deubiquitinase 4 (gene MINDY4). The transcript is spliced from 17 exons. The record is from RefSeq and is a predicted model, not a curated record. Lineage: Eukaryota; Metazoa; Chordata; Aves; Passeriformes; Pipridae. The coding region runs from base 22 to 2256 and encodes 744 amino acids. Gene Ontology annotation, biological process: protein K48-linked deubiquitination. Gene Ontology annotation, molecular function: K48-linked deubiquitinase activity; cysteine-type deubiquitinase activity.
UUGAAGAAAACCAUCACCAUCAUGGACCGGGAGCUUCCACGUUCUGAGCUCAGCAUCAAUAACAGGAAUGAGCUUCGGAAUGUCCUACACCUGCACUCCUUGUACAAGCAGAACAAGGCAAAGGAGAACCCACUGAAAACACUUCUUGAAAUUAUUACUAAUUACUUCCUUGAACACCGUGGGACUUCCAGGAGCACUGGUUCCAGUUCUACUCUGUCAGCUCCUCAGAGUAAGAGCUCGACAUCCCAUCCACCCGACCUCUUGGAUGAGGAUCAUGUGCAUGGGAAUGCCAUUACACUUGAUGAAAGCAAAACUCAAGCUUCCAGAUAUGAUGUUGAGAAUCCACUGGAUAAAAUUCCUUCAUCCAGAAGGCAUCAGCACAGAAGUGAAAAGUGCCACACAGGAACAAUACCCAACAGCCACUUACCCUCUGAUGGGGACAAAAAGUUAAAAGAUAGUCAAGAAGAUUUAAAAGCAGCAACGAUUUCCGAGGAGACGAAAUCCACAGUGAAGGAGAAGUCAAAGCUCAGGUCUGGUCUCAUUGCCAGAGGAAUGAUGGUUGGACCAGUAGCAAGUUCACCAGAGGAUCUCCAAAAAAGGAGGCUUUCAAGAAGAUCCACCAGCAUAAGCAGCACAGCACAGGUCAAGGGUGAAGAGCAUGAAGAACAUGACCUGAGAGUCCCAAGUACUGAUUUUCAGGAAAGCAGAGGAUCUCCAACACAAGUAAACGUGGAGUUUGCAUCAAAGACUGUGCCAGGCUCACACAUGAGUUCAGCCUCUGAAAAACUAAGGAAUGUCCCCAAAGAUCCAGAUGACUUUAUUGCCAGGCUGCUGUCUGAGAGAGAGAGGACCAAGACAGAGGAAAGAAAAUCAGUUCCAAGCUUUGGUGCAGACAGCAGUGAAAAAAGCCUUAAAGUGAGUGCCCCUCACAGGCAUUCGGGGUCUGGGAGAGAGAAAAGGGAAAGAUCCCUCAAGAAAAGUGAGAGUCGGUUGUCAGGCCACAGGAAGUCUCCAACAUCCACUGGCUAUAAAGAAGACCAAAUGAAAGAAGUCCUAGAAUUAGUCAAUGUUGAGGAUGAAGAAACAACUGGAGAAAUUAAUAAGAACCCAGACCUUUCAACACUGUACAUGCUUCAAAUAGUACCCAAGGCAAUUGAUAUUUCUCUUGCAAAAGAAUUAAAAAACCUUUUGUUUGGCUCUAGUCUUUGUUGCUUCAGUGAAGAAUGGAAAAUCCAGAGUUUUACAUUUAGCAAUAUACCACAGUUAAAAUAUGGCAUUGUGCAGAAAAAGGGUGGCCCAUGUGGAGUCCUGGCUGCAGUUCAAGCCUGUGUCCUGCAGCAGCUGCUCUUUGCAGACAGUAACAGGAAUAAAGACACCCGUUGUCUCCAGCCCUCAGAAGUUUACAGGACCAAGUGCCUGACCAUGGCCAUCGCAGACAUCCUGUGGCGAGCGGGGGGCCACGAAAAAGCCAUCGUGGCCCUGCCAUCAGGAAGACAACAGUUCACUCCCAUAGGAAAAUACAAGGCAGAUGGAAUCUUAGAAACUCUGAUACUACACAGUGCCACGAGAUAUGAAGACCUGAUUGUGUUUCUUCAGCAGAACAUUCACCAGUUCGAAAUUGGUCCCUGUGGGUGCAUCCUCCUGACUGUGUCUGUCAUCUUAUCAAGAUCAAUCAAUCUUUCUUCACAGAUGGAUUAUGACAAGGCCAAUCAAUCAUCUGUGUUUGUGUUUGGGGGAGCUGUGUCUAAAGUGAACAUGAAAAUUGCUUAUGGUGCCUAUUUGCAUUUUGAAGAACUGGUGAACCUGCUUUUGACUGGCAAAGCUGUGUCCAAUGUUUUCAACAACGUGAUAGAGCUGGACUCUGGCAAUGGGAAUAUCACGAUCUUGAAAGGCAUCACCAGCCGCAGUGACAUCGGUUUGCUGUCUCUCUUCGAGCACUAUGAUGUCUGUCAGGUUGGUUGCUACUUGAAGACCCCCAAGUACCCAAUUUGGCUGGUAUGCAGUGAGAGCCACUUCAGUGUCCUUUUCUGCUUGGAAAAGGAUUUACUCAGUGACUGGAAAACGGGAAGGAGAUUUGACCUUUACUACUACGAUGGCUUGGCCAACCAGGACGAGGAGAUCCGGCUGACAGUCGAUACAACUCAGGUGUGCACUGAAGAUAAAGAAAAUGAUCUCACUCCUCCACUUGAGCAUUGUAUUAGGACAAAGUGGCAAGGAGCUGUCAUCGACUGGAAUGGCACGGAACCAAUCUUGUGACUGACAUGACCUGCACUUCAUUGGCCAGGACAAAAAGGAAAUGACUGAAUUAGCACAUUCCUAUUCCCACCAAUAAAGGAAAUAGGACAAGAGUUGUGCAGUGUCUGUUGAGGAAGAAUGACAUGGUUUACAGGCUGGAGGAGUUUCACCUCAAUCACCUUGUGCUUCAGAUAUUUUGCGUAAAAUAUAAACAACACUUACGUAAAUCCCUUGUCACUGCCUUCAGCAUAAAACUUCUGAGGGCAGGCUGAGUUCCCACCACCAAACCAAGGUUACAGAUGAAGCAGUGAAGUCAUCAACGUCCCCUUGAGGUCUCUUUCUGGAUCCACUCUGUAUCCUGCAAUUGUUUGAAAGCAUCUGAUGAAAGAUGCUGAACCCAGAUUUCUCUCUCUGGGCAUGCCUUCUCUGUACUGCCUUGUUCUCCUCCAGCAAAACUCCAGUGCCAGUAUAAAAUAUCAUCUGAGAAAAAUAUAUUCACUUCCUUACCUGCUAUUAUAAGCACUAAAUAGAUUGGUGACCGUAAGGGCUUUUCAGAUAAAGCCUGGCCUAUACAAAGUUCUUGUUGUGUCAUAAAUUUGCAGUAAGAAUUGUGGUUUUGUGUUACCAAGAUAAUAGCACUAGUACAUUCUUGCUACUGGGUGCAGUUGGUGUGUAACAGUGCCUCGUGCUGAUAUAGCUCAUUUUUCUUCCUGGAUAAGAGGCAGCUGUAUCAGUAUCUUUACAUUUAUACUGUUACUUAUACUCCCAAGUUACAGAUUAGAUCUGUGGUUUGCUCCUUCAGAAUUACAAAUAAACCAUAAGAGUUGUUAGGUUUGAAAUUUAAAUGGUGCCUAUCUGUGAUAGAUACCAGUUUUCAUGAUUAAAUAAAGUGCAUGUACUGGAAUGAGGUACCGUGGAGACAUAUCAUGAGGUACUGAAGCAGCAGUUUGUAUUCUGAAAUUAAUUCUGUAAGUGACAUGUUUUAGCAGCACUUGACCAAAAUUGGAACAAGUUACUGUACUGAAGAUUGGAAAAAAAUGCCUUGGAAAAAAGGCAGAUAAGUGGUCUUUCUAGAAUUAUUCCUCUCUCUUGAGUGAAUAUUUCAUG